Messenger RNA from Nyctereutes procyonoides (raccoon dog), 645 nucleotides. RefSeq names its product small integral membrane protein 41 (gene SMIM41). Bases 7 to 282 code for a protein of 91 amino acids. Lineage: Eukaryota; Metazoa; Chordata; Mammalia; Carnivora; Canidae. The transcript is spliced from 2 exons. The record is from RefSeq and is a predicted model, not a curated record.
CUUAGCAUGAACGGCUCCCGGGCGGGCGCUGCGGCCCCAGCCACCUGGCUGAGCUCCUGCUGCAACCAGUCGGGGGGGACGCCGGAGCCCCCUGAGGGGCCCCGCGUCGUGCAGGCGGCUGUGCUGGGCGUGCUGUCGCUGCUGGUGCUCUGCGGGGUCCUGUUCCUGGGCGGUGGCCUCCUCCUCCGGGCCCAGGGCCUGACGUCCUCGCUGGCCCGAGAGCGGCGCGCGUCCCUUGAGGCCGAGCCCGGCGGCGCCAGCGAAGGCGAGGACGACCCCUAGGGCCCUUGCCGUGGCCGCAACGCAGCCUCCUGCUGUACCCGUGGAUGUGGGCCUGGGAGGUCAGCGCUCCAGGAAUGGGGGAGCCCCCUGAGCAUCCGCUGCACGUCUGGGGCGCCGCGGUGGACAUACAUCCUGGAUGCCCAGCGCAGCAGAUGCUGGCCAUGCCCCCCGACUUGCAGGCCUCCGAGGACAGGAGUGCAGCCCCUGUCCCAUCUCUGGUACCGGGCUGCUGUGGUCCGACAGGCCACUGACCUGUCCCAGCCGAGGGCUGUGGGUCAGUGUUGGCCAUUUGGAGACGCCGGGUGCCCCAGCCCUCAGCCAUGCCUUAUCACUUCCCGUGGCUUGUUAUUAAAUACGUUGGUA